This is a messenger RNA of Dromaius novaehollandiae (emu), 10615 nucleotides long. It is a transcript of the gene PREX2, whose product is annotated as phosphatidylinositol-3,4,5-trisphosphate dependent Rac exchange factor 2. The transcript is spliced from 41 exons. Gene Ontology annotation, molecular function: protein binding; guanyl-nucleotide exchange factor activity; GTPase activator activity. Gene Ontology annotation, cellular component: plasma membrane. The record is from RefSeq and is a predicted model, not a curated record. Lineage: Eukaryota; Metazoa; Chordata; Aves; Casuariiformes; Dromaiidae. Bases 397 to 5217 code for a protein of 1606 amino acids. Gene Ontology annotation, biological process: regulation of signaling; intracellular signal transduction; positive regulation of GTPase activity.
AGCUCACAGCUUGUGUGUGAAACAGGCAGCUGCUGGCACGCAAUCUUCCCUGAAGUUGUUUCCUUUCCUUUUUCCUGAGAUUUAGGGGAGGGGGGAAGGGGUUGGAGUCACAUGGAUACAAGGCUUUUGAUUAAUGUCCAAGUCUGUGCUGCUGUGGAGGCUUUCCAACCUCUCAGCUAACAGGGCGAGCUGGGAACCAGUGACCGCUCGUUUCCUCCAGGCUGUGUCCCCUUCCUGACGGGAAAGGAGCUCGUACUAGGGUGGCUCUUUGCCUCCGGACCUCGGGCUGCUGCUGGAGCUGGCCAAGUGCCGGGGCGCUCAGACGGCGCUGCCUGCCGCCGGGAGAGGAGCCGGGCAGGGCACUGGGCUGGGAACACCGCUCCUGCUCGUUGCACCAUGACAGAGGAAAGCAAAGGGGAUGGCAAGGGGGAGAGCGGGAAGGACUUGGAGAAGCAGCUUCGCCUGCGUGUGUGCGUCCUCAGUGAGCUGCUUAAGACCGAGCGGGACUAUGUGGGCACGCUGGAGUUCCUGGUGUCGGCUUUCCUUCACCGAAUGAUCCAGUGUGCAACAGCCAAAGUGGAUAAAAAUGUCACAGAGGAGACAGUUAAGAUGUUGUUUUCAAAUAUCGAAGAUAUCCUUGCAGUUCACAGAAAUUUCCUGUCUCUGGUAGAGGAAUGCUUGCAACCAGAACCUAAUGCACUGCAUGAAGUGGGAACUUGCUUUCUUCAUUAUAAAGAGAAAUUCCGUAUCUAUGAUGAAUACUGCAGUAACCAUGAGAAGGCACAGAAAGUUCUGCUUGACCUUAACAAAAUAAGAACAGUGCGGACUUUUCUUUUGAAUUGCAUGCUGCUUGGAGGACGUAAGAACACAGAUGUGCCAUUGGAGGGGUAUCUAGUAACGCCAAUACAGAGAAUAUGCAAGUAUCCCCUUCUUUUGAAGGAGUUACUGAAGCGGACUCCAAGGAAACACAGUGACUAUGCAGCAUUAAUGGAAGCCCUCCAAGCCAUGAAAGCUGUCUGCUCCAAUAUAAAUGAGGCCAAGAGACAAAUGGAAAAACUAGAGUUUUUGGAAGAAUGGCAGUCUCAUGUUGAAGGAUGGGAGGGGUCCAACAUCACAGAUACAUGCACAGAAAUGCUGAGAAGUGGACUACUUCUGAAAAUUUCAGCAGGAAAUAUCCAAGAGCGGAUAUUUUUUCUUUUUGAUAACCUUUUGGUCUACUGCAAGAAAAAGCACAGGCGAUUGAAGAACAGCAAAGCAUCUACAGAUGGCCAUCGUUACCUUUUUCGGGGCAGAAUAAACACAGAAGUGAUGGAGGUAGAGAACGUGGAUGAUGGAACAGCUGACUAUCAUAGCAGUGGCCAUACUGUUGUUAAUGGCUGGAAGAUCCACAACACAGCAAAAAACAAAUGGUUUGUAUGUAUGGCAAAAACCCCUGAAGAGAAGCAAGAAUGGCUGGAAGCUAUUCUGAAAGAGCGAGAAAGAAGAAAAGGUUUAAAACUAGGCAUGGAACAAGACACUUGGGUGAUGAUCUCUGAACAAGGAGAAAGACUGUACAAAAUGAUGUGCAAACAAGGGAAUCUCAUCAAAGACAGGAAGAGGAAACUAACCACUUUCCCCAAAUGCUUUCUUGGAAGUGAAUUCGUGUCCUGGUUAUUGGAAAUUGGAGAGAUACACAAAUCUGAAGAAGGUGUUCAUCUUGGCCAAGCUUUAUUAGAAAAUGGCAUCAUCCAUCAUGUCACAGAUAAGCACCAAUUCAAACCUGAACACAUGCUGUACAGAUUCCGAUAUGAUGAUGGAACGUAUUAUCCAAGAAAUGAAAUGCAGGAUGUGAUUUCUAAGGGUGUACGGCUGUACUGUCGCCUUCACAGUCUGUUUACCCCAGUAAUUAGGGAUAAGGAUUAUCAUCUGAGAACCUACAAGUCUGUAGUCAUGGCUAACAAACUCAUAGACUGGUUGAUUGCACAGGGGGAUUGCCGGACCAGGGAGGAAGCUAUGAUCUUUGGCGUAGCUCUUUGUGACAAUGGAUUUAUGCACCAUGUGUUAGAAAAAAGUGAAUUUAAAGAUGAACCACUGCUGUUCCGUUUUUUUGCGGAUGAAGAAAUGGAAGGGUCAAAUAUGAAGCACAGGCUCAUGAAACAUGAUUUAAAAGUAGUGGAAAAUGUAAUAGCCAAGUCGUUAUUGAUUACAUCUAAUGAAGGUACUUAUGGUUUUGGUUUAGAAGAUAAAAAUAAAGUGCCAAUUAUUAAAGUGGUGGAGAAAGGAUCAAAUGCUGAGAUGGCAGGCUUGGAAGUUGGGAAGAAAAUCUUUGCUAUUAAUGGUGACCUGGUUUUUCUGCGACCCUUUAGUGAAGUGGAUUGCUUCCUGAAAGCAUGUUUAAACAGCAGAAAGCCCCUACGGGUUCUUGUGAGCACUAAACCACGGGAGACAGUGAAGAUUCCUGACUCUGCAGUUGGACUUGGAUUCCAAAUCCGUGGCUUUGGCCCAUCAGUUGUCCAUGCUGUUGGGAGAGGAACAGUGGCAGCUGCAGCAGGUCUCCACCCUGGCCAAUGCAUAAUCAAAGUCAAUGGAAUUAAUGUCAGCAAAGAGACUCACGCAAGUGUUAUUGCUCACGUCACAGCGUGCAGGAAAUACAGGCGUCCAAUGCAGCAAGAUUCUAUACAGUGGGUUUACAACAGUAUUGAAAGUGCACAGGAAGAUCUUCAGAAAACAAAUACUAAGCCCUCUGGAGAUGAUGGAGGAGAUGCCUUUGACUGCAAAGUGGAAGAGGUAAUUGACAAGUUUAACACUAUGGCAAUAAUUGAUGGGAAGAAAGAUCAUGUGAGUCUGACUGUUGACAAUGUUCAUCUGGAGUACGGAGUGGUUUAUGAGUAUGACAGCACAGCUGGAAUAAAAUGCCAUGUGUUAGAGAAAAUGAUUGAACCAAAGGGGUUUUUCAGCUUGACUGCAAAGAUUCUCGAAGCACUGGCAAAAAGUGAUGAGCAUUUUGUGCAGAAUUGCAACAGCCUGAAUUCCUUAAAUGAAGUAAUCCCCACUGAGCUUCAGAGUAAAUUCAGUGUCAUUUGCAGUGAGAAAAUUGAGCAUAUCUACCGAAGAAUCUCUAGUUAUAAAAAGUUUUCAAGAGUAUUAAAAAACAGAGCUUGGCCUACCUUCAAACAAGCUAAGUCAAAGAUUUCACCACUUCACAGCAGUGAUUUCUGUCCAACCAAUUGCCAUAUCAAUGUGAUGGAGGUCUCUUACCCUAAAACCUCAACUUCGCUCGGUAGUGCCUUUGGUGUUCAGUUAGACAGCAGAAAAAAUUCUUCAUAUGAAAAAGAAAAUAAAAACACUGAUCAAGGUAAACUGAAUCCUAUGAUUUAUGUUCAGCAUACCAUUACCACCAUGGCUGCCCCCUCAGGACAGUCUCUUGGCCAGCAAGAGGGCCAUGGUCUGAGGUACCUUUUAAAAGAAGAAGAUUUAGAAACACAGGAUGUCUAUCAGAAAUUGUUACUCAAAUUGCAGGCUGCACUGAAAGAGGUGGAAACGUGUGUCUGUCAGAUAGAUGACCUUCUUUCUUCAAUAACAUAUUCUCCCAAAUCAGAACGUAAAACGCCUGAGCCUUUAAUACCAGCAGACAGUGAUAAUGACAAGGGAGAAAGGAAUGGAAAGAAGGUCUGUUUCAGCGUGACAGGUGAUGAACAGGAAGAUUCAGGUCAUGACACCAUCAGCAACAGGGAUUCUUACAGUGACUGCAAUAGCAACAGGAACUCCAUUGCCUCAUUCACCAGCAUUUGUAGCAGUCAGUGCAGUUCAUACUUUCACAGUGAUGAAAUGGAUUCAGGUGAUGAGCUUCCCAUAAGUGUUCGAAUCUCUCAUGAUAAACAGGACAAGCUCCAUAGCUGUUUGGAGCAUCUAUUUGGUCAAGUAGAUUCAAUUGUCAGUCUUCUGAAAGGACCAGCCGUGGUGAGGGCCUUUGAACAGACUAAAUACUUUACACCAGGUCGAGGCCUGCAAGAGUUUCAGCAGGAAAUGGAACCGAAACUUAGCUGUCCAAAGAGGCUACGACUCCACAUUAAGCAAGACCCUUGGAACCUUCCCAGCAGUGUCCGAAGUCUUGCCCAGAAUAUCAGAAAAUUUGUGGAAGAGGUGAAGGCACGGAUACUCUUGGCACUUCUUGAGUAUACAGAUAGCGAGAUACAACUGAGGCGAGACAUGGUCUUCUGUCAGAGUCUUGUGGCUACAGUCUGUGCUUUUUCAGAGCAACUAAUGGUGGCCUUAAGUCAGAUGUUUGACAACAGCAAAGAAUACGAAAUGGAGACUCUGGAGGCCAGCAGAAGGUGGCUGGAACAGAUUGCUAAUGCAGGUGUUCUCCUUCAUUUCCAGUCACUGCUGUCACCCAACCUGGCUGAUGAGCAAGCCAUGCUAGAAGAUACACUGGUUGCACUGUUUGACUUGGAAAAAGUUACUUUUUACUUCAGACAAUCAGAGCCAGAACCACUAGUUGCAAAUGUUCCAAUCACAUACCAAGCAGAAGGAAGCCGGCAAACCCUGAAGGUUUACUUCUACCUUGAUGCUUACCAUUUUGAACAGCUUCCUCAAAGGCUAAAGAAUGGAGGAGGAUUUAAAAUUCACCCAGUACUUUUUUCACAAGCACUAGAGAGCAUGGAAGGAUAUUAUUACAGGGACAGUGUCUCAGUAGAAGAAUUUCAAGCUCAGAUUAAUGCAGCCUCACUAGAAAAAGUCAAGCAGUAUAACCAGAAACUGAGGGCAUUCUACUUGGACAAGUCAAACCUGCCUCCAAAUUCAACAUCUAAAGCAGCUUAUAUAGAUAAGUUUAUGAGACCUCUCAAUUGCUUGGAUGAACUUUACCGACUCAUAGGGUCCUUUAUCCGAUCCAAACGCACCGCUGCCUGUGCAUACACUGCUUGCAGUGCUUCUGGAGUUGGGUUGCUCUCGGUGUCCUCAGAACUCUGUAACAGGCUUGGAGCAUGUCACAUCAUUAUGUGCAACAGCGGAGUUCACCGCUGCACUCUGAGUGUUACCCUGGAGCAAGCGAUCAUUCUGGCUCGGAGCCAUGGGCUACCUCCUCGCUAUAUCAUGCAAGCUACAGAUGUCAUGCGCAAACAGGGAGCAAGAGUACAAAAUACAGCCAAGAAUUUAGGAGUGAGGGAUCGAACGCCACAGUCCGUCCCAAGAUUAUACAAGCUAUGCCAGCCACCACCACCCAUUGGAGAAGAAUGAGGAGAACUACUCCAGAAAAUAAUCAAGCAAUGGCUUUUAGGACACCAGGACUAUAAAAUCUAACUGCAUGUUAGGGGGCUCUGAUAAAUAAAAGCCCUUUACUCAGGAUAAAGAAAGAAAUAUCCUAAAUAGUCUCUGACAUUGGAAUAUGACUUCCAAAAAAGCAUUUCUGGAAUCUGUGCACUCCAGCCUUAUGUUAGCAAAACAGGAAUUUUCCUUGGGAAUUUUACACUGGAAUCAGGUUCAUUAGAUGUUCAGUCCUGUUCAGCCACAUGAAAUAGGCACAGCCAGCAGCUUGAAAAGAAAUCUCUUGUGUCCAAGUGAAGUCAUGCUCUCUGAACUAGCAGGAUGUGUUCUUGUGGAAGGAACAAAAGCCUAGAUAAAGGGGUAUGCACUUCAUAUGGGGUCUUUUGCACUGAUAAUCCCCCCCCCUUUUUUUCCUUUCCUAUCAGCAUCAUAACUUCUCACCUUUUCAUAACAAUGAAAGUAAAGUUUCAAGGAUAUAAUGCAAGUGAGGUUUAAGGAUAAAAACUCAUCUCAGAAUUGUGCCUAAUGACUACAGACUGACUGCUUCUAUGAACAUAUGUUCUUAUAAACACAGCCAUGUCUAAAGCGUCCCAUUGUCGUACUCAUUUUGAAGGAAUGUGAAUAUGGCAUCUGUUUUACCCUUUUUCAGUUGUCAUUAUAUUGAAGGAGAGAAGGAUCUUAAGUCUGAUUUUCUUCCAUAAUUAGAUUGAAUUUGAGACUCUGAUGUCUAAUGGAUGUUUUACAUCAUGGUGCCUCUUCUAGAGUUCUUCAAAGUUGUGCAUAUUCUUGUACAGUAUUAUACUAGCAAAACUAUACAAGAUGAGUAUGAGAUAGUGUUGUUAGAUUUAACUGGAAAUGUUCGUGUAAAUUUUGGCAUUUUAAUGUUUUAUGCCACCAUUUACAUUAUUUUGUCAGUGUUUUUCUUAUAGCUUUUCAGUUUGUUCUUGUGAAGUUGUAACUUCAUAACUGUUAGAGAUUUAUUUUGAAGAUUCUACUAUUUAGAGGGCACAGGAAAAUACAUCUGCAUUUAGCUGCUUUUUUUGGCCAAAGUAUUUUCAGAGAAAAUGCCCCCAAAUGACAUUUCCUGUCAGAACACAAUAAAGCAAAAUUCUGAAAUAGCUCUAGUUGUAGUGGUAGCUACACAUUCUGUUAGAGAGGGACAUGUACUGUCUGAAUAAAAUUUAUUUUCUAGGCGGUAGCAGCCUAUAGUUAUGCUGUAGCAAUCAAACCUCACAGCAUAAUUUUUUGCAUAUUAUCUAAUUAUUUAUAAAAUUUUCAACAAAUUUAUUAAUCCACAAAGAAAUAGAUGAGAAUUCAGAACCAGCUGUACUCUGGGGAAGAGUACUUUUUGCAUAGGAUAUAUAGGGGACUUGUUACAUUCCUCCAAAGGAGGAAUUAGGACUCCUACAGUUUUCAGUAUUUUUAAGUUUUUUACACAGACUUUAACUUUACUUUGCUAAGAAAGUAAAUAUUUUUAUAUAUCUACAGAUAUAUAUGUCUGCACAUAUUCUGUCUUCAAUAUGUAUAUAUUUAUAUAGUCAUCAAUUUAUUAGUGAUCCGCCUUUGAAUAUAGAAUGUUUUCCUUAAACUGUGACAAAAGCAUGCAAUAAUGAACACAAGUCACAAUUUCUCCUCUGUGCUUUGAAGUCUACACUCUUUAAUAGCUAUGGGAAACUAUGAGGCUUAAAUCUUUUUGAUUAAAAAAAAAAAGUUUUAUUCUGUGGAAACGUACUCUUUCUGUCUAGGAUGACCUAAUGCUUUUACAGAAGAAAAGAAUGAGUCACAAUUUAUAUAGUUGCUAUUCUAGUCAGAGUAUUUCAUACUUUUGGAUGUGUUUUAUUCAGAGAGGCAGUAUUGGUUAGGAUAAUUCCCGCUCCAGGCGGAAGUGCCAAAAAUGUUUCUGUUAUUGCCUGUUCAGAAAUCAGAAAUACAUAGAAGGCAUAACCUUCUCCUGCCAAGGACGGUGCUGCAAACCCUGUGGAUGGUGGUGUGUUCUGAAUGGUGGGGUCAGCCUCUGCUGGGAGCUCAGAUCUUGCUGGGGGAUGUUGCCUGCCUGACUUUUUUUUUUUUUUUUUUUUUUUUUUUUUUUAAACUACAAAGGGAAGUCAGCUGUUAGUUGAAUGCAACUGCUAAUUUUGUAUAAUAUAACCUAGAGGACAAAAUCUGUUGCAUGCACACAUGUUAUUGUAACUAAGCUGUUGAUCACUUUUUUAUCACAUUGAAAAAUGGCAGGAAUGUAAGUAUGCCAAAAUAGUCUCUUCUAUAAUAUGGCAAUUGUAAUACUUUGUUUUGCGUUUGAAAGCACAGGGUAAUAGACACUUUUAAAUACUGAGGGAUAAAUAGUUAUGAUCCACAGUCACUGGACUAAUUUCUUCAGCUGUUGUUCCACAUGAGCGUGCAUCAGAAAUCUUGACCCUUUGUUUUUUGUAUCUAAUUUUUGUUGUUUUAUAGUAAGGAAGACAGAAUGGACUGGAUCCUCAAGCUCUCCUCAACCUUGAGGUAGUCAAAAAGUUAUUCAGCACUGCAAGCUUCAUUAUCUAAAGCACUGGUUUGGACCUGUGCUGCAAAAUAAUUUAUCUAAUUAGGCUGGUAUAUUCAGAAGGGUCUGAUAAACCUAAGUCCUAGUUUCCUGGGAUUUUAGGUGGGAUGCAGAGAAAGGGUUUCCAAAGUACUCAAAGGAAAUUAGACAUAAAUCUCCUAUUGACUCUCUAUGGAGAGUGGAUGCCUGAUUUUUUCAAAAUUUCUGUAAAAUCCAGUGCUCACUUGAAACUGUGCAAUUUUUCAAACUGCUUUUCUUGGCCCUCUCUUUUCAGAACACAUUGCACAUUCUAAUGCAUCUGGCUUCUAGUAAAAUUAGAUGGACAUUGAAGAAGCCUAUUCUUAAAUUAUCAAUUUAUGUAUGUUCAUGACUAAAGCUAUUUAUCUUGCUUGGUAAAUGUACAGGAUGUAUUUAUUUCUUAUGCAAUGCACACAGGCAGGAGAAAAAAUCAGUUCUCAUCACAGUAUGUUUAUCCUCUCAUAGAUUUUUAGGCUUGCAGACAAUGAGAAGUGAUCACCGAGAGCGAUGAUUUACAAGAACUGUAACGCCCACAGCUUGUGAAACCUUUACUUCUACUUCAACAGAUCAUGCAAUCUGUUUUUUUUUAUGACAAUGCAUUAUACCAGUUUAGGGAAAGCAUUUUGUAUGUCAUUUCUAGGUCUUCAUUCAAGUCAAGUUUAAUAUUCUUGGGAAUAAAAUUCAAGCAUCUACAGACAUACAUUAUCAAAUACUGACUACCAUAAUUCAGUGGUAGAGAGUGUUGUGGGAGAUUUAACAGCUGGGAGGGCAGGGUUAAGAGCCAAGUAACAGUUAAGUCAUGUAGUAGGGUUCAUGUUUGGAGAGAACUUGCUUAUUGUUUUAAGGUGGAGCUGAUGAGGUUGGGACUAUCUUUGUAACCAUCAUCUGUAAGUAACAGGAUAUUAAACAGUCUUUAUGCUAUGAAAUGAGCAUUUGUUCAGUGCAGCUCCCCAAAUUAAGUAUUUUAUAACACUUACUGUCCUUGCAGGUUGUAAAUGUAAAUGAAUACAAAAAAGAUGUAUGUGCUGGUUUCUAAUUGUUGAGCACAUUUGUGUUUAGGAAUCCAUUUUCAAGUAAAUAUUUCUGCUUUCAGCUGAACCAACAUCAGUUGUAUGUCCACUGAGAAAGUUACAAUCUUCCGGUGGUUUUUUUCAGAUAGCUAAAACCCAAUGGUUUUAGCAAAUGCAUCUGUGUUUUUUCGUUUUUGGGUUUUUUUUUUUUUUUUAAAUGCAGACAAUAGUCAUCAGAACUGCUCUUCUACUCUUUUAUAGCCAAAACAAUCAGAUUAGGAUUUAUAGUAAUCAUAUUUCAUUUCAUUUAUUAGACUCCCCUUAUUCUGAGUGUGGAAAAAAACAAACCAGUUUUAUUGCUCUGCUUUUACUUGGAGAAAUUCAUGGCAAGCAGCAUUGAUUUAUUUCAGUAAUUCAUUGUCAGAUGUAGCAUAUGUAUUUAAGACAAUUGCUUGAAUGUGAGUAUACACAUUGUGAUUAAGCAUGAUGUUCAGAACAGGAAAGUAUUUUCAUUUGUUUUCAUUUACAUUUGUAAAAUUAGUAACUGUAGUAUAUAUACAAUAUUUUUCCUUACUCUUUAAUUUGCAGCUACUACAUGGAUCUGUCUUUCAGCAUUUUAUGCAUAUUUUGCACCGUUAUUGUUUAACAUGAUGGAAACAGGAGAGUUUCUUAAGCUAAUGCAUUGCCUUAGGUAUCUUUAUGCUUGUUGAGAAACGCAGGUAAUGCUUUUCUAAUUGUACUCCAGCAGUACACUGGCAUUAGUAAAUUAGAUGCACAGUGCGUACCUGUCUCAGGAUACCUGGAUUUUUGAUGAUUAGGUUUUGAUAUAUAAAAAGAUACUGCACUCACUUAUAUUUUUGUAUGCUGACAAUUGAUUUUUUUAUAUACUGUAUAUAUCCAUUGAGAAGUUUUCCUAAAGAAAAUGCGUUAUUAGGAGUAUUGCCUUUUUCCUGCUAAACAAGUGACUUUAUUUUCUUGUUAUAUGUGUAUAAAUGAAUAUCCUGCAUGCAUAGUCAUGCAGGUAUUAGUACCAAUGAGAAACUUCAGAUUGUCCAGAGCCCAAUCAAGUAGUCAUUUCUUAUGUUUUUCUCCAGAAAUAACCUCUCCAUGCUAGAAAUUCUGUAUUGCUAGAUGGAACUACUUUAGAAAUAACUUCUGCUUCAGUUUGAAAGUCCAAUGGAGUGUACUUCCAUAGUAGUGGGGACAUUUCUGCAAGUACUUGGAUUUGGACUUUCAUGGGAAUAUCCACAACAUUUCUAAUGUGUGUGUGUCCUAUAUGCAUGUGUCAGAUUUAAAAGAUUAAGCAGCCUUAUUCACUUUUUAAUGCCCUGUAUAUAGUGUAUGUAGUUGUUUAUGCUUGUUCAUUAAGAAAAAUGAAUACUUUUUGCGUCAAAGUAUUGCACACAUUUUUCAAAUGAAUAUAUUGUUUGUAACCCCUCAGUAAGCACAAGAGAGCAUUACUGUUUUGAAAUAUAUAUAAAUAUAUCAAUACACGCAAUCUGUCAAUGACCUUUUGUUUGAAAACGGUUGAACUAGCAGCUUUGUGGGUAGUUGAGUUUGUUAGAAGUAACCUUUUGAAUUUAAUGUUAAAUCUCCUUGAAACAUGGAUUUAAAUUACUUUUUCUUAUUUGUAAAGUGCCUAUGUAGCAUACCUUGAGUCUGUUACUAUAUUGAUUAUGGUUUAAACUAAUACUCUGUACUUUAGAUCUAUAGUUUAUUUUUGUAGUCUACAUAUUAAAGACUGGAAUGGUAACAAUGUAUUACAAAAUGUCAGAUAGCAAUAAAACCAAUGUUAAUAUGGCCA